This is a messenger RNA of Clupea harengus (Atlantic herring), 2415 nucleotides long. RefSeq names its product G protein-coupled receptor kinase 5 (gene grk5). Lineage: Eukaryota; Metazoa; Chordata; Actinopteri; Clupeiformes; Clupeidae. Gene Ontology annotation, molecular function: G protein-coupled receptor kinase activity; ATP binding. Gene Ontology annotation, cellular component: cytoplasm. Gene Ontology annotation, biological process: protein phosphorylation; signal transduction; regulation of signal transduction. The record is from RefSeq and is a predicted model, not a curated record.
GGGGGGGGACCUGUCUACCGAAUGCUCUUAAUUGGCUUUUCGAUAUGCCAUGCAAGGUUGCAUGUGUUGCCUGAAGUUAUGGAACGUAGACAUAGAAGUUGUCAACAUGGUAAACGGGGAUGGGCCAAGUUUAAUUGGCUCAGCGAUGACAGUGACAGAGCCAGUUUGAGUUUCACGAGUCUGUCAUUCAAAUGAGAGUGAGAGUAGCCAUGUAGUAGAGCUCCAUGGAAUUGAUCUGUGCCUGGAUUGCAUAUUUCUCUCUUUUUUUUUAAUAAUGGUCUGACAACAUCACUUGUCUGACAUUUACUUGAUGUCAACGAAGAAUUUAACUGAUGCCUUGAUCGUUUGAUGCGGUCAAAAGGUUGCUGAGAAGAACCAAGAUAUAUAUUUUUCUUCUUCGAUCAAUUGGUUAUCGCUAUUUUCCAAAUGGAGAUAGAAAAUAUGGUGGCAAACAAUGCUCUGUUGAAGGCUAGAGAAGGUAGCACUGGUAAACGGAAAGGAAGAAGCCGAAAGUGGAAAGAGCUUCUGCGCUUCCCCCACAUCAGCGAGUGCAUUGAGCUGGCCAGCAGCACUGAGCGGGACUACUUCAGUCUGUGCGAUCAGCAGCCCAUUGGGAAGGCACUCUUCCGCAUCCACUGCCAGAGCAAGCCUGAGCUGCAGAGAUGCAUGUGUCUGCUUGAUGCAAUGGACAAAUAUGACGAGACACCUGAUGCUGAGCGUGUGAGCCGAGGCAAGAGCAUCGUGGAGAAAUACUUGAAUUAUCAGUCUCCUGACUGUGUACAGCAGGUUGUGGACAGCCACAGGCGGCAAUGCAGAGAGAACCUAGAGAGUAGUCCCUACAAAGACGUAUUCAGUGACUGCAGAAGGGCCAUUCAUGAUUACUUAAAGAGAGAACCCUUUGAAGAUUACUUGGAAAGCAUUUAUUUUGAACGCUUCCUUCAGUGGAAGAUGAUUGAGAGAAAGCCAGUCACAAAAGACAUGUUCAGAGAGUAUCGGGUUUUGGGGAAAGGAGGAUUUGGAGAGGUCUGUGCUGUUCAGUCUCGAGCGUCAGGAAACAUGUACGCAAUGAAGAAGCUGGAGAAGAAGAGAAUGAAAAGGCGACACGGAGAAUCCUUGGCCCUCACCGAGAAACAGAUAUUGGAAAAGGUCAACAGCAGAUUUGUGGUCAGUUUAGCCUAUGCUUACGAGACCAAAGACGCUCUCUGCCUGGUGCUAACGCUCAUGAACGGAGGAGACCUGAGGUUCCACAUCUAUAACAUGGGUCUGCCGGGGCUCUCCAGUGAACGGGUGACGUUCUACGCUGCUCAGGUCUGCUGUGGUCUGGAGCAUCUCCAUCAGAAAUCCAUAGUUUACAGGGAUUUAAAGCCUGAAAAUAUUCUUUUGGAUGACUAUGGACACAUCCGGAUAUCAGAUCUGGGUCUCGCCAUCACCUUGCCUGAGAAUGGUCAAGUUCAUGGCAGAGUGGGUACUGAAGGAUACAUGGCACCUGAGGUGAUAAAGAACAAAGAUUAUGGCUUUAGCGCUGACUGGUGGGGUUUCGGGUGCCUCAUCUAUGAGAUGACCCAGGGAUCCUCUCCUUUCCGUGGCCACAAGGAACAUUUGGACAGGAAGGAACUGCACAACAGAGUUCUGGAGACACAGGAGCGCUAUGGGUUCAGAUUUAAUGCUGAGGCCAAAGACAUCUGCUCAAAACUCUUGACCAAAAAUCCGUCCAUGCGUCUGGGCUGUCAGUCAGAGGGCGCUGUAGAGGUGAAAGGUCAACCCUUUUUUGCUCACCUCAACUUCAGGCUGCUAGAGGCUGGAAUGCUGAAGCCGCCAUUCGAACCUGAUUCGAGAGCUGUGUACUGCCGGGAUGUUCUUGAUAUAGAGCAGUUCUCAGUGGUCCGAGGAGUCAGCCUGGAUGUGACGGACGAGGACUUUUAUGGCCAAUUCAACACUGGGUCAUGUCCUAUCCCAUGGCAAAAUGAGAUGAUCGAGUCGGAAUGUUUUCAAGACUUGAACGUUUUCGGCCAGAAUGGGGAGAGACCUCCAGACCUGGAUUGGGACCACACACCCGAGCCAAAACAGAAACCCGUACAGAGACACAGACUACUGCGGAGGUUUUUCAGACGACACAAUUCCUAUAAAUCCAUAGGUGAGAAAGAGAAAGCCAAUUCACUAAACAGCCAGAGUUCAGAGGACAUGAUAAAGACGGCUCUUUAGAGGAGCGCACACACCCUCCACUGUCCAAAGGAAUGUUCCACACCACAAGACGAAAUGUCCUUUUUUUUAUGUUUUGUAAAAAAAAAAAAAAACUUGUUUUUUCUAUCCCUCCAUCUUGUAUAAAACUGGAUUUGAAUAUUCAGGAAUGACAAGCCAUUCAAUGGUUUUAAGACAACUUUAUUAAAAACCAUUUAUUUCUGUAUAAAACAAAAA